This is a messenger RNA of Salpingoeca rosetta, 1456 nucleotides long. RefSeq lists its product as uncharacterized. The transcript has 9 exons. The coding region runs from base 1 to 1206 and encodes 401 amino acids. The record is from RefSeq and is a predicted model, not a curated record. Lineage: Eukaryota; Choanoflagellata; Craspedida; Salpingoecidae.
AUGCAGUGUACAGACUAUGGAAAGCCAGGAGACGGCUCCAGUGCAGGCACGGCCUGCGCCUUGUCAAACAAGUCCAGCCUCCAAGACGCCUUCAAGAAGUUCAAGGCGCGACGCAAGGGCGAGAUGAAGAAGCUGAAAAAGCUGGAGAAGAACGCCGGCGCCAUCAAGCGCACGCCAGAGAUGAAAGAGCAGCUUCGACACAAGUUCCUACAACAAGUCCUCAAGUACCAAGGCGUGCCCUACCACAAAAAGUACCACCAAGAUCCGCAAAGCGAGCACUACAACGCACCCCUGUAUCUUGACUGUUGCGGACUUGUGCGAAGAGCACAGCGAGAUCUGGAGCGCCAGUUUGGGUUCCGUCUCGGCCGCUGGAACCAGGCAUACCAGUUUGACACGCUGCCCAUUGAGCUGACGAAAGAAGAGAUGAAGCCAGGCGACCUCGUGUUCAUUUCUGGAACCUACUUUAACCCCAAAAGCAAGAAGCAGAAGCACGACAUGGUGCAUGUCGAGGUGUGGAUGGGCGAUGGCGAGAAGACGGUCGGCGCACGCUACCAGCGAGGCGUUGUGCAGGUUCACGAUUCCUAUGCAUUUGAGAGCAAGUCGUACUACAACAUGAAAUAUUACUUUCGGUCCAUCGACACCUGGCUCGAUGGCAUCUGCAAGAGUUUUUGCCCCGAACACGAGUGGAAGACUCUGCAUCCAUCUCCAUCGACAGCAGCGUGCAUUGCAUGGGCAGAGGCGAAGGUCGUCAUCCAACUCACCGCAGCAGAGGGGUCUGAGUGGGGUGGUGUCACGCCACCGCUCCGUGUCGAAAUCGCCGCCAACUGCAAACACAAACAGGAGGAGUUCUCCUGCUCUCCUGUCAUCGUCGUCGUCGUCAUCGUCGUCGUCAUUGUCGUCACGCAGGCGUGCACGGCCCCGCAUGUCGCCAUCACCGACACCAACAUCGACACCAACAACUGCGACAACAACAACUGCGACAACAACAACUGCGACAACAACAACUGCGACAACAACAUCGCGGGCGUCUCCGUCGCCAUCGUCACGUGGCGCAUCACGCCGGGCGUCGUUGGACGUCGCUGUAAAGAACGUUUCCUUUUCAGCAAGUCGGGGAUCGUCCACACAUCAAUCCCCGAUCAAUACUUCAACUUUUGUCACGGGAAAGGCGGCGCGUACAUCCAGCAAUCCUUCCAGCCGCCGCAGUAGCACAAGUCCACCCACACACGCGCGCAAGCCAGACAUGACAUAAGCAAACAGCACGCUCGAACCAACACAAGAGCCAUCAUCUCUUCUUUCUUGCUUCCUUCAUUCCUUCCUGUCUUGCUUCCGUUUUCCCUCGUUAACACAUGCACGCACACAUACAUGCACGCAUAUGCACAGAUAACACGCUUGCGCGCCGUAAAGUCCCGCAUGCAAUACACAUCACCAGCUUUGUCAGUCUUCAAGCAAAUGAAUC